This is a messenger RNA of Penicillium olsonii, 1095 nucleotides long. The record is from the annotation of a GenBank genome assembly. NCBI's taxonomy places the organism in Eukaryota, Fungi, Ascomycota, Eurotiomycetes, Eurotiales, Aspergillaceae.
AUGGCCGAACAACCUCGCAUCCUCCGGCCCCGUCCCAGACGAGUCUUCGACGUGACACCUGCGUCCACCGAAUCGUCCGGUCCCCCAACACCCGCGGAGUCCAUGACAGAUUCCCACCUCAGCCUGCACCCCGACACAACCCCCAACUCGACCAGUGUAAGCCGCACCGGAUCGGUGAUGAAUCUGACAUCAUCCACCCUCUACGGAAUCUACUCGCCCACAGCCUUCGAUGGUUUCCGCGAUGAGUCCAGCCCCUGGGGCACGGAAGCCAACUCACCUGCGGCAGAGUUCCCGCCGGAGCCGUCGCAGCUGGCAGCCGAGAAAUCGGCCAUCAUGCCGCGGCGAAUGGCGCUCCGGCGCACUCGCUCCCGCCUGAGUCAGGGGCUGUUCCGCGGUGUUAUCUUGCCUCAGGCGUUGAGCUCUGUGUUGCUGUUUGGCUUUGGUAUUGCUUACGGUGUCAUCACCGUGAACCUCCACGAGAACCAUUGGAUCACGCCUGUCAAGCUGGAGAAUAUCCAUUACUAUGAUUCAUGGCAAUAUCUGGGUCUGUGGGGAUUGGUUGGCAUUGCGCUCGGUAACUUGCUUCCUGCGUUGGACGGGUGGCGUGAGGAGACUGGUGCCGAGAAGGACGACAACUCAAAUGACGAAGAGAGUGAAGACCGCACGCCCUCCUGGGUGACUGUUGCUCGUAGUGUUGGUGCCUUUGUUGGCAUUGCCUUUGCCAUGCGCAAACUUCCCUGGGAAUCUACCACGCAAGCGUCGCUUACGCUUGCUCUCGCCAACCCCGUUCUCUGGUACCUGAUUGAUCGUACGAAGACCGGCUUCGUCCUGUCUUCUACUGUUGGUCUGGCUGGGAUGGGUGCCAUCCUUGGCCUCAAGCCAGAGCUUGUGCCCGCCUCGACUGGUUCGUCAUUCGGUACUGGUGUUCUGAACGGAACAGGACUCGACACCGCGCUCGGCGCUGGGAUUACCCAGGAAAGUCUUGCAGUUCGCGUUUGGAUCGCCAGUGUGCUGUUCUGCGCCUGCGUUUGCUUUGGAAAUGUCGGCCGUCAGCUUGCUAUUGGUGCUGGAAACAGAGACACCAUGAAGCCGUGA